AUGGAUACUCGACAUGGAUACUCGGAGGCCUUGCCUCCCGGGGAGCAAGGCAGGGAAAAGAAGCACCAGCCCUGCCCGACCUCGCUUGGCGGGCACCAGCCCAGCCUCCCGGCCGACAGCCCCUUUCAUGGUCGCCCCCCCUUAAAUCAUCACAGCAGCCCCCCAACCCCCUCUCCGGGCCACGUGCACACAGCCCCCGAAUACCUGGCAGAUCGCUCUAUCUCCUGCGCCAGGAGGGGCGUGGGCAUGACCACCAGGGCCGCCUCUCUGCUCCUAGAUGAAGACGUGUGCGUGUUCAAGUGCUCGGUGUCCCGGGAGACGGAGUGCAGCCGCGUGGGCAAGCAGUCCUUCAUCGUCACGCUUGGCUGCAACAGCGUCCUCAUCCAGUUCGCCACGCCCACCGAUUUCUGUUCCUUCUACAACAUCCUGAAAACCUGCCGCGGCCACACCCUGGAGCGGUCGGUGUUCAGCGAACGCACAGAGGAGUCCUCGGCCGUGCAGUAUUUCCAGUUUUACGGCUACCUGUCCCAGCAGCAGAACAUGAUGCAGGACUACGUCCGCACGGGCACCUACCAGCGCGCCAUCCUGCAGAACCACACGGACUUCAAGGACAAGAUUGUCCUUGAUGUCGGCUGUGGCUCGGGGAUCCUGUCAUUUUUCGCCGCCCAGGCUGGAGCACGGAAGAUCUAUGCAGUGGAGGCCAGCACCAUGGCCCAGCACGCCGAGGUCUUGGUGAAGAGUAACAACCUCACGGACCGCAUCGUGGUCAUCCCCGGGAAGGUGGAGGAGGUCUCGCUGCCCGAGCAGGUGGACAUCAUCAUCUCGGAGCCCAUGGGCUACAUGCUCUUCAACGAGCGCAUGCUCGAGAGCUACCUCCACGCCAAGAAGUACCUGCGGCCCGGCGGAAACAUGUUCCCCACCAUUGGUGACGUCCACCUCGCGCCCUUCACGGACGAACAGCUCUACAUGGAGCAGUUCACCAAGGCCAACUUCUGGUACCAGCCAUCCUUCCACGGAGUGGACCUGUCGGCCCUCCGAGGCGCCGCGGUGGAUGAGUAUUUCCGGCAGCCUGUGGUGGACACGUUUGACAUCCGGAUCCUGAUGGCCAAGUCUGUCAAGUACACGGUGAACUUCUUAGAAGCCAAAGAAGGAGAUUUGCACAGGAUAGAAAUCCCAUUCAAGUUCCACAUGCUGCAUUCCGGGCUGGUGCACGGUCUGGCUUUCUGGUUUGACGUCGCUUUCAUCGGCUCCAUAAUGACCGUGUGGCUGUCCACGGCCCCGACGGAGCCCCUGACCCACUGGUACCAGGUCCGGUGCCUGUUCCAGUCACCACUCUUCGCCAAGGCUGGGGACACGCUCUCAGGGACAUGUCUGCUUAUUGCCAACAAAAGACAGAGCUACGACAUCAGUAUUGUGGCCCAGGUGGACCAGACGGGCUCCAAGUCCAGCAACCUCCUGGAUCUGAAGAACCCCUUCUUCAGAUACACAGGCACGACGCCCUCGCCGCCGCCCGGCUCGCACUACACGUCACCCUCGGAGAACAUGUGGAACACGGGCAGCACCUACAACCUCAGCAGCGGGAUGGCCGUGGCUGGGAUGCCGACCGCCUACGACCUGAGCAGUGUUAUCGCCGGGGGCUCCAGCGUGGGCCACAACAACCUGAUUCCUCUCGCCAACACAGGGAUUGUCAAUCACACCCACUCCCGGAUGGGCUCCAUAAUGAGCACGGGCAUUGUCCAAGGCUCCUCAGGCGCCCAGGGUGGCGGCGGCGGCAGCUCUGGCGCCCACUACGCGGUCAACAGCCAGUUCACCAUGGGCGGCCCCGCCAUCUCGAUGGCCUCGCCCCUGUCCAUCCCCACCAACACCAUGCACUACGGGAGCUAGGCCGCGCCGCGUGCACCGGACUGCCAGCACCAGGAAACCAAACGCAGCCCGCCCACCCCUCGCCCGGCGGCCCGCCUGGGGCCCGAGGAGCCCCGACACCCGGUCACAGCCCUCUUUGUUAUGGCAACGUGGACACUUUUUUACACCGUCUUGCCGCCGCCGCCCCCACCCCACCGCCCGCCCACAUCCUGGCCCUGAGCGCGUGUCGCUGCCAUGUUUUACAUGAGAUCAUGUCGUGGGAGCCCUCGUCCCCCCACCCCGCCCUCUCCA
Molecule: messenger RNA, 2154 nt
Organism: Ceratotherium simum simum (southern white rhinoceros)
Lineage: Eukaryota; Metazoa; Chordata; Mammalia; Perissodactyla; Rhinocerotidae
Source: RefSeq, a predicted model, not a curated record